AUGCCUAAGGAAUCUACCAAGCGCGGUAAGACCGGCAAGGUCGAGAAGUCUAAGCGCGCCAAGAAGGACCCCAACGCGCCCAAGCGAGGUCUCUCUGCCUACAUGUUCUUCGCCAACGAGCAACGUGAGAACGUCCGUGAUGAGAACCCUGGUAUCUCGUUCGGCCAAGUCGGCAAGAUCCUCGGUGAGCGAUGGAAGGCCUUGAACGACAAGCAGCGUACCCCGUACGAGGCCAAGGCCGCCACCGACAAGAAGCGAUACGAGGACGAGAAGCAAGCCUACCAGGCUGCUGCUGAGGAGGAGAGCGAAUGA
Molecule: messenger RNA, 312 nt
Organism: Anthostomella pinea
Lineage: Eukaryota; Fungi; Ascomycota; Sordariomycetes; Xylariales; Xylariaceae
Source: the annotation of a GenBank genome assembly